Molecule: messenger RNA, 3447 nt
Organism: Malassezia restricta
Lineage: Eukaryota; Fungi; Basidiomycota; Malasseziomycetes; Malasseziales; Malasseziaceae
Product: solute carrier family 12 (potassium/chloride transporters), member 9
Exons: 1
Coding region: 1-3447 (1148 amino acids)
Biological process (GO): cell volume homeostasis; chloride transmembrane transport; potassium ion import across plasma membrane
Cellular component (GO): membrane
Molecular function (GO): potassium:chloride symporter activity
Source: RefSeq, a predicted model, not a curated record
AUGUCGCGCUUUGUCUCGGCUGACGAGGCAGAUUAUGCAUCGCUGCAAGAGCAAUUGCUGCACAGAUCUGGCAACGACGACGGAGCCGAUCAGAUGCGCGCCUCUGUCUCGGGUCCCGUAGACUCGCGGUCCUCGUCCGCGUCAUUACGAUCGACUCGUGCUUCGUCCAGCCAGGCUGCUUCCGCUACGGCAUCUCCCUCUCUUGUUCUUACAGAGUCGUCACCACUCCUGCGCGGCACUGGUAUGGAUAGUCGCUCAUCGGCAAUGCAUCACGCGUCCUUGUCAUCGCAAGAGGUGCCUGUCAUGCGCAAGCUUGGGACGUGGGAUGGUGUCUUCAUGCCUGUCACACUGAAUGUAUUGGGCAUCAUUUUGUUUUUACGAUUCGGUUUUAUCUUGGGGCAGGCAGGACUUAUUGGCGCGCUUGCCCUGCUUGUCGGGAGCUAUGCCAUUGAUACACUCACCGUGCUGAGCCUGAAUGCCAUCUCGACGAAUGGACAGGUGCGUGGUGGCGGCGCAUAUUACCUGAUUUCGCGCUCACUCGGCCCAGAAUUUGGCGGAUCCAUUGGUCUCGUCUUCUUCUUUGGUCAGGCGUUUAAUACGGCCAUGAAUACCCUGGGCUGUGUGGAGAUUCUUGUCAACGCGUUUGGUGAGUCGAGAGGCUACAUGACCUUCAUGCCGGAAGGCUCGCCAUUCUUGUAUUUGUACGGCACGAUAACCCUAUGGCUGUGUACAUUUGUGUGCCUCUUUGGCUCGUCACUCUUUGCUCGUGCUACGCUCAUGCUGGCCAUAAUUUUGAGUUUGGCCAUCCUCAGCAUUCCUUUGUCGUCGUUCCUUGUGGAGCCAUUUGAGGACUCGGUACGCUCGGUGUACUACUCAGGCUGGAAUUGGAUCACUCUCGCUGAAAACAUGUGGCCCAAUUUCACGUCUGGCGCGGCUGGCUCAUCUGCGGCGCCGGGAAAAGAAAAUUGGCGUUCUGUGUUUGGUGUGCUAUUCCCGGCCGUAUGUGGCAUCUUGGCCGGCUCGUCCAUGUCGGGUGAUCUUCGCAAGCCGAGUAAAAGCAUUCCCAAGGGCACAAACUGGGCCUUGAUUUUUACGUUUGGUAUCUAUGCUCUUUGUUUUGUCGUGUUGGCUGCGACCGUCCCACGAGAGUCGUUUUACAUGAACGUCAUGAUUGUCGAAGCGAUUUCGCGAUGGCCCUCGAUCGUGCUCAUGGGCGAACUGGCAUCCUGUGUGUUCUCGGCUCUCAUGGGUGUGAUGGGCUGUGCCAAGAUCCUUCAGGCCAUUGCACGCGACGAUCUGUUGCCGUUCCUCGCUCCCUUUGCGCAAGGAACGGCGCAUGCUGAUGUGCCCACGUAUGCGGUGUUGUUCACGGCCCUUCUGUGCCAGUUUGUGCUCCUGCUCGACUCGAUCAACCUGAUCGCACAGCUCGUGACCAUGACGACCCUCCUUACCUUUGGCGUGCUGUCCGCUGCGACCUGUGCCCUCAAGGCUGGUGGCGCGCCGUCGUUCCGUCCGUCGUUCCGAUACUGGAAUAUUUGGACAGCUGGCGCCGGCACGAUUGCCUCGCUGGGUACUAUGCUGGUGACCGACAGCUACACGGCGAGUGUGUGUAUUGCCGUGACGGUGCUGCUCUUUAUAUUGAUCCAGGUCUUUUCGCCGCCCAAGCCGUGGGGGGAUGUCUCACACAAUGUCACGUACCACUUUGUGCGCAAGUACCUUCUCCGCCUUGAUGAGCGCAAGGGCCAUGUCAAGUACUGGCGCCCUCAGAUUUUGCUGCUGGCGAACGAUCCUCGGAAAGAGUGGAACUUGAUCAUUUUCUGCAACUCGCUCAAAAAAGGCGCUCUCUACAUUCUGGGGCACGUGCUCCAAGGUCAGUUUUACGACUGCCUACCAGAGUUGCGCCAGACGCACUUGGAGUGGCUCAAGCUGGUGGAUGUGAGUGGUGUCAAAGGCUUUGUGGAUGUGGUGAUUGCGCGUGACGUGCGUGAAGGUGCGCGGAACCUCAUUCUGUCGUGCGGUUUGGGCGGCAUGCGUCCGAACAUUAUUGUGCUUGGCUUUCCGACGGCGUUGCAGCGUGCGAGCGAGCAUCAUCGCGGACCCGUGGCGCGUGUGCGGCCCAGUGAGCCGCCAUCUGUGUGGUCCACAUAUACCCAGCCGAUUGAUGGCGCCAAGUUCGUGGGCAUUCUUGAAGAUGCGCUUGCGCUCAACAAGGCUCUAGCGGUGGCGUAUGGCUUUGAUGCGAUGGACCUGCCUGGGCCGUCCAAAGUGGCGAGAUACGAGCCGGCGCUGGGUGAGCAGUACAUUGACCUGUGGCCGAUUCAGAUGGCGAAUCAUGUACGAGACGAGGCACCGUCGUGGGACACGUACACGAUGGUCCUGCAGCUCGGCACGAUUCUCAGCUUCACGGGCACAUGGCGACAGCACAAGCUGCGCGUGAAUGUGUUUGUCGAGCACGACGAUGAGAUGGCGUCAGAGCGCCUGCGUGUGCGCACCCUGCUCGACAAUCUGCGCAUUCCUGCGUCGCUGCGUGUAUUUUGUCUGUCUGGCCAUGUGCCGCGCUACGAUGCCAUUGUGUUGGGUAAACGCGCUCUGGACUCUGAGCUCACCGAAGUGCUCCAGGAUGAUCCGUGGUGGAGGCAGGUGUGCGAUAUGCGUCGCAGAGAAGAGCUGCAGAAGCAGAUGAAGCACAAGGCGGAGCCUAUUGACGCGGGCGCACGACGUCAUUCUCCGUCGCUCUCCUCGGUCGAUGGUCGACGUCGCGCACGCCAGUCGCGGCAGCUGGGCGUGAGCUUGCCCGAAGAGCAUUUGGCGUACCACUACAACAACAUCCGCCUAGGUCUCUCGCAUCCAGACGCCCACGACAGACAAGACGACGACGCCGACUAUGCGUCAUUUCAGCUCGAUGCGGACAACACGUAUGACGAGCUCGAAAGUGAGUUGGCGUCGCUGGCGGUGGACUGGGAUCCAGCGUACCUGAUCCGCGCGCGACGUGCGAAGCAGCAGCAGCGAGACACACAGAGUGACGGCAUGUAUGGUGUGUCGUACGGCACGCUGUCAUCGUCGCAGCAAACCGUGACACCAGCCACCGUGCACACGCAGGACGCUCGGCCGCGCCGGGGCACCGAGGUGCGCUCGCCACACACGUCCCCCCGGUCCGUGCCGGAGGCGGCGCCUCUGAUGCCAGCUGUGGCGCGCGGCGGACGCGCGCUGACCUUUAACGAUUUGCCCAACCAUGCACAGUACUUGAUCCUCAAUGAACUCAUUCGGCGCUACUCGACGCGAAGUACCUCUGUUGUGCUCACCGCGUUGCCGGCGCCGGCGCCUGGCACAUCCACGAGCGAGCGGGACAGUCUGGCGUACUUGCACCAACUGCAGAGCUUGUACAGCGGCGGCCCGCCCGUCUUGGGCGUGCACGCCACGACUCUGACCAUGACCAUGACCCUGUAA